Molecule: messenger RNA, 1317 nt
Organism: Penaeus indicus
Lineage: Eukaryota; Metazoa; Arthropoda; Malacostraca; Decapoda; Penaeidae
Product: COMM domain-containing protein 7-like
Exons: 6
Coding region: 262-825 (187 amino acids)
Biological process (GO): tumor necrosis factor-mediated signaling pathway; negative regulation of DNA-templated transcription
Molecular function (GO): NF-kappaB binding
Source: RefSeq, a predicted model, not a curated record
CGGAAGGGGGCGGUUUGUUUACUCGAUCAGCUGAUUCAUUCACAAAUCCAUUCACGGAAUUACUCGAUCAGCUGAUUUUCUUCCCGUUCGAAGAGCACCUUCUAUACUCUUCACCCUUUGGAUUAUUGGCGUCCUGGCGAUAGCAUGGUGUGAACUCGUGCUAGAGAAGAAGGAAAGGGAGAUCAUCUUUCACGGAAGGGACUGAUCCGGAGAAUAUCAAGAAUUUUUUUUCCUUUUUAUAGGCCUUCUUCGUCUGCUGUGAUGUUGUCCGAGGAAUACAAGAGCUGUCUCACUGAGCUUUCGCAAAUGGAUAAUGAUUCUUUUUUAGCCUCCUGGGAAAUGGCUCUGGACCAUCUGAAAACAUAUAAGGAACAAGAAGAAAUUCUACCUUAUUAUAGCGUUCAGCAUCAGAAGGACACGUUGGAACUGAAAUCAGCAAGGAUAGCCAAGUUACUUGAGCAUUUACUUGAAACAAAUUCCGACCAAGAUCUAGCAAAACUCCUUACUUCAUCUGGGCUACGAAAAGAAGUAGUGAAUAUCAUUAUUUCCCAGUCAGAGCACAUCAGAAAACUUGUGUCUUCAAGAAUAUUGCAGAAUAAUCCUCGAGAGCAGUUGAUUGAUCUGCAAUGGAAGUUUGGAGUGGUGGCUGGGAGUAGUUCAGAGGGAGAGGCUGGGAGAACUUUUGUACAGGUGAAGAUUGUCUCCAAGUCUCCGAGCGGUGCAGUCAAAGCGCGUCAUGUGGAAAUGUCCCUCAAGAAGUUUUAUGAUUUCUUGCAUCAACUAGAAAAAGCCAAAGCCACAUUAGAGUAUAUGAAUUAUUUAUAACCAAUGUUUUGUAUUUUGUUUUGUAUUUUCUCCUCUUACUGGAUAGAUUUUAGAUAAUCAUAUGUCAUUUAAUUACGGGGUUUGUUAGGGAUAUACAAGAUAUUAAUUGCCUGGAUCUGUUAAACAUUCCAUUGUAUGGUUUCAAGAAUUUUCUAUGCUGCCUUGUGAUUACUGUAUCUUAGAUCAUUAUUACUAUAAUUUACUAUUAUAUAAUUUUAUGCAUUAUUUUGACCACUUUAGAUUCCUUGGAAAUGAAACUAUAUAUGGAUUUAUUAUGAUAGUAGAUAAAAUCACACUGCACAAACUAGAUUUAUUGGUAAUGAGACCAUUUUCAGGUCUGGAGAUGAAGUAGAGGUGGAUUUUGAAACGAUUGUCUCAUUAUCAAGAAAUCCAGUUUGUGCAUUGUGGGUUUUUCUACUGUUGUAUCAACACAUUCAUUUAUUAUGAUUUUGAAUAACCUUUUCUGAUUCUAAUAAAGAUACAAUAUAUUCA